GGAGUAACAGACUGGGGACAUGAAGUGACAGUUCACACUCCUCAGAGACUCACACGGGGCUCACAGUCAACAAGAAGAGAGAGCAUACAGAGAGAGACUUGUGGACACAGACAAGGGGACCAGAGAAAGAGGUAAAAGAGGACAGACCCUGGUGUUGUGGUUGAUUCAUCGAGGCAGUGGAGGCAGGAUGUGGGUCCUCAUCUGGGCAGCUCUACUCUUCUCUCUGACAGGGAGAGCAACAUGUCAAAGACAGCAACAAUCACCACCAACAGCAUCAACCUGGACCAUCACCUUCAGUCCAGCAGAAAUAACAGCAGAGAAGGGACUAUGUGCUGUUAUUUCAUGUACUUUCACUCACCCUGAUGACAUCAAGCCUACCACUGCAAUAUGGUUCAAAUGCCCUAGAAAUGGCAAAUGUGAUAAGAAUAAAAUCAACAUUUUCCACUCUGAAACUCCCCAUAAAACUCAGGAGGAUUUUAAACAGAGAGUGUCUCUACUGGAGACUGAUCUGACAAAGAAGAACUGUAGUGUGAUCAUCAACGACAUCAGAGAUAAUGAUGCUGGAGAGUAUCAAUUCAGAAUGUUAGAAGGACCAUUUACAUUCCCACAGAAAAUGAAAAUCACAGUGACAGCUCUGACCCAGAAGCCCUCAGUGUUGACUCCUCCUCUGACAGAGGGAGAACCAGCUACUCUGACCUGCACCGCCCCGGGGAUCUGCUCUGGAACUCCUCCUCACAUCACAUGGUCAUGGAGAGGAACUGGAGACAACAUCACUGAGCUCAGAGACAACACCACCAUACAGAUUAGAGAGGACCUGACCCAUGUGACAACAACCCACUUCUCAAAAUUGACCUUCACCCCCUCAGCUAAGCAUGACGGCACCAACGUCACAUGUCUGGUGACCUUCAAUGACAGCAUCACCACUAAGAGGACACUGACAAUGAAUGUGGCACAUGUGAAGGAACCCAAGAUCUCAGGUAGUAACACAGUGAGAGCGGGUGAUACUCUGAAUCUGACCUGCAGUGAUGACAGCUACCCACCAUCAUCAUCUAACAUCACCUGGAGUAAGAAGGGGACAGCAGCUUUGGAACGGAAUAACUCUGGACUGGCCACUCUCAUCAUCUCUAACAUGACAAGAGAACAUGCUGGGGAGUAUGUGUGUACAGCUCAACACCACAAGAGAUCUCUGACAGCUUCCACGGUUGUCACUGUGAUGUUGAACAGCACCAUCAGCCCGACUGUCAGAAACCACACCAAUACCACUAUGGAGUGUGUCAGCAGAAAUGAAGCGGGCAGAGUGAGAGAGAAGCUGCAAGUCAACCAAAUAGAAAAACAAGAAGAGGAUGUGUCUAAAGACAUCAUGGCUAUGCUGUCGGACCUAAAACUGAUUACUGCAUUUGUGGUUGGUGCAGCCCUCUCAGCCACCAUCUGUUGUAUCUUCCUGUGUUUGAAUGGGAAAUGUAAAAGACGCAAAGAAAUGAUCCCAAAGGACUCAGACUCCAAAAGCCCUUUCAUGAACCUGGAGAUGGUGACAUGUGAAGACCAACAGACGGAUGCAGGACAGGCUGUAGGGGGCAAACAGACCCAUCUGCAGGUGGAGCUGAGGAAGGGAGAAGAAAACGGAGGGCCCCAGACCAGUGGAACCACAGGAAAAUCUACCACAGGGGAAGAACCAAAUGAAGUGGACUACGCCAGAAUCAACUACUCCCUGCUGAAGAAGAAGACUCCUGAGGAGGCAGAGAAGAAGACCACCAGCACAGAGACAGACUACGCCGAAAUCAAACGAGAGAAGAAGAAAGAGGAGGAAGAAGAUAGUGGAGAGGGGAGUGGUGUGAUGGAGGAGGUGGAAUGGGAAGAAGGGGAGGAGAUGAUAGGGAAGGAUGAGGAGAAAGAGGACGGUAAGCCAUUACGAGAGACAGAUGAGGAUACAGCGCUUUACUCCAACGUCAAGGCUAUUAUGGGUGGAGAGUGAGAGAGUGACACAGCAACGUGGGAGAUAGCGCACAGUACUAUGGCUUCUUAUAUACAGCCCUGCGGUAUUUUCUCAUAUUCUAGAUUGAAAGUUUUAUGAUGAUAGAGACUUUGUUUAACUGAAACGACUGUAGGUAAUAGUUUUGGUAAUUCCUUAUUUUUCAGCAUUGUCUAAUGUAAUGUUAGUUUUGUAAUGAUUCUGUUUUUGUGUCACCAUGGAAGGACUGACAAAAACGUGGUUUGGAGAAGUAGAGAGGUCAAACCAUGUCGUUUUUUUCUCCUCUGUUCCUUCCUGUUUUUGCAUUUUGAUUUAACCCUAACCCUAUAUAUUGAGGCACUACCUUACUUUUGAUGUUUGUGUGUAUUUUAGUUGUUUGCUAUCUGAAAUUUGUUUAAAGAAUUUCAAAAUGAUGUUUUAACUGUCUUGUAGCAUGAUGUACUACAGUACCCAUAAUGCUCUGUAUCAAUAUACGGUUUUAUCUUGGUAAAGACGUUCCUAAAGCUAACACUAUGGUGUCCCGUCUACGUAUUAAUACAUCAGAGGAGGCUGGUGGUAGGAGUUAUAGGAGGACACGUUAAUUGUAAUGGCUGGAAUGGAAUACUUGAAAC
Salvelinus sp. IW2-2015 is the source of this 2580-nucleotide messenger RNA. RefSeq names its product sialic acid-binding Ig-like lectin 12. The record is from RefSeq and is a predicted model, not a curated record. NCBI's taxonomy places the organism in Eukaryota, Metazoa, Chordata, Actinopteri, Salmoniformes, Salmonidae.